AGAAUGGGUCUAGCCUGGGGAGGGCUCCUCUUGGUUCUCCUCUCAUCCUUGUGUCAUGGAAGCUUCUUGAUAGCCGGUAAAGACCUAAUUGCCAUUGCUGGACCUCUGAGCCAAAGUAAAGUGGGUCUUCAUAAUGAGGCAAUGCCAACUAAUGCACUUGGGUGCAGUAAAAGAGAUCUACAAGUAAUGACAGAGCAGUUACCGGUUCUACAGAAGUAUGGAGUCACCCAUUACAAGAUUUAUCUAAAUUGGAACUUUCUACUCAAGGAUGAGACUCAAGUACAGUGCUACAGGAGCCUUCUUCAGGCCUUGGCCAGGGUUAGCAUCAGACCUGUUGGUGUCCUACACAUAGGAGACCUCGGUGGUCUUCCAACAUCCAUCACGGAAGACAAACCAACGGAACUCUAUAUAAAACAUGCUGACUUUGCGUUCCAUACAUUUGGGGAUUUGGUCCACACCUGGAUCACCUUUGAUGUUCCCAAAGAGGAGACACUAAACCCUCAAUAUUUGCAGUUUUUGAUUGAAGCACAUGAGAAGAUUUCCACCUUGUACCACACCAAGUACCUUAAAGCAGGUGGGUGGUUGUCUGUUGCUCUUGACCCAGAAGUCCUGGAUGCCUGUCAGUCAAUAAGCGGCAAUUUCUUGGAAUCUGUUGAUUUUCUUGCACUGAAGAUCGAAUACAAUUGUCUGAAUUCUGAAGAGCUGCAAGAGAAGACAUCCCAUCUGAAGAUCAAGAAAGGUCUGGAGGUUCUAGUCUAUACUUUGUCAUUGAGUGACUGCGCCAGCUUGAAAGAAGAUAACCGCUAUGUCCCAAUUUUUAAAGCUUCAGAAGCGGUGAUUGGCGCAGGAGGUGUUUUCUUGGGCUAUGACAUCAACGAAUUUCUGUUUCUAUCACAUGAUAGUAAAAUAAGGUCAAAGGAGCAGCCAGAAAAGUCUUUAUCCUCACUGUCAGCGUUCACCACAGUUUGGGAGAAGUUCGCCAGCCAAACUCCAGCAGAACGUGAUGCCUUCUUGCCUGGUACAUUUCCAAAUGGCUUCUUGUGGGGCUCAUCCACUUCCGCCUUUAAAGUAGAAGGUGGCUGGACCGAGGGAGAAAGAGGGCAGUCUAUAUGGGACACGUUUGGACAACAUGGCCACGCUCUAGACAAUGCUACUGCAAAUGUGGCCUCUGACAGCUACAACAAGAUUGACUAUGAUGUUUAUCUGCUGAGAGGUCUACAGGCCAACACCUACCACUUCUCCAUCUCCUGGUCCCGGAUCUUCCCAACAGGGCUUAAGUCCAAAGUCAGCUCAGCGGGGGUGAAAUACUACAACACACUCAUUGACAGAUUAAUAUAUGAAAAUAUCAAACCAAUGGUGACAUUGUACCACUGGGAUCUGCCUCAAGCCUUGCAGGAGUCGGGAGGCUGGCAGAACGAAGCCAUCAUUGAAUCUUUCGCUGAAUAUGCUGAUUUCUGCUUCAACAGCUUUGGGGACCGAGUGAAACAUUGGAUCACUUUCCAUGAACCUUGGGUGGUCAGUUAUGCUGGUUAUGGAACUGGAGAACAUGCUCCUAGGAUUCAGGAUCCGGGAAAUGCUUCAUUCAAGGUGACCCACAACAUAGUGAAGGCUCAUGCCAGGGCCUGGCACAUCUACAAUGAUAACUACCGUGGGCAACAGCAUGGGCUGGUGGGCAUCUCUUUGAAUUCCGAUUGGGCAGAGCCAGAAAAUGCCAAUGACCCAGAAAGUGUGAACGCUGCAGAGCGAUAUCUCAGUUUCAUGCUGGGGUGGUUCGCUCAUCCUAUUCUGGUGAAUGGAGAUUACCCGGAGGUUCUGAAGACACAGGUACACCAGAAAAAUACCCAGUGCCCCACCAUAGUGGCUCCACUGCCCACCUUCAGUGAAGCUGAGAAGACCAAUAUUCAGGGCACUGCCGACUUCAUCGGCAUCUCCCACUACACGUCACGGCUAAUCAACGCUUCCAGCAGCUUGGUUUGUGAGAACACUUAUGAUUUUAUUGGAGGGUUUUCUCAACAUAUUGACCCUUCUUGGCCAACCUCGGCCUCUCCAUGGAUCUCAGUGGUGCCAUGGGGCCUUAGGAGGCUGCUAAAUUUUGUCAAGGAAGAGUAUGGGAAAACGGGUCUGUCAAUAUACAUGACUGGCAAUGGAAUGCCAACAUCCACGAUCGGAGAUGCUUUCAAUGACACAGAAAGAGCGGAGUACCUGAAUGCCUAUAUCAAUGAGGCCCUUAAAGCCAUCAAGACUGACAAUGUGUCCGUAGGUUCAUACAUAGUCCGGUCCCUGUUGGAUGGAUUUGAGGGUCCUCAGGGAUACAGCCAGAGGUUUGGUCUUCACUAUGUGGAUUUUGAAAAUCCAAACAGACAACGGACUCCCAAGAAAUCUGCAUAUUUAUUCAACUCCAUUAUCAAGAAUAACGGUUUUACGAACUUCAAAUCAGUUAGGCCCAAAGCUUCAAGCAUAAGUUGGCCGUCUACAAGAAAGCUAGCACCCCUCCCAGCUUCAAAUGUCCCAUCAAAGGCAAAAGUUGUGUGGGAGAAAUUAUCAGGGCAAACUGCCUUCGAAAGAGAUAUGUAUGAGUACGCUACUUUUCCAGAUGAUUUUAAAUGGGGGGUGUCAACGUCAGCCUAUCAAGUGGAAGGAGGAUGGAACGCAGAUGGAAAAGGGCCAAGUACCUGGGACGUUUUCACCAAAGUUCCGGGAAAUAUUGAAAAUAAUAACAACGGCGACAUAGCAUGUGACAGUUACCAUCAGUUGGAUGCUGACCUCUACAUGUUAAAGUCUCUAGGAGUGAACAGUUACCGAUUCUCUAUUUCAUGGUCCAGAAUCUUUCCAACAGGGCAAGGCACGCCAAAUGAUAAAGGUGUUGAAUAUUACAAUAACCUUAUUGAUGGCCUCCUGGCCAAUAACAUCUCUCCAAUGGUGACUCUCUUCCACUUCGAUCUUCCUCAAGCUCUAGAGGAUUUGGGUGGCUGGGAGGAUGACGCAGUUCUUAAUGCCUUUCAUAACUAUGCAGACUUUUGUUUUAAGACAUUCGGAGAUAGGGUCAAGUUCUGGAUGACCUUCAACCAGCCUCACAGCAUUGUGACAGCUGGUUAUGGUCUUGGUUUGAUUCCACCUUCUGUAAUGGAGCCUGGUUCUGCUCCAUAUAGAGUAGCACACAACUUGCUGAAGGUCCAUGCCAGGGUCUACCAUACCUACGAUGAGAACUAUCGAGCUAGCCAAGGAGGUGUAAUCUCACUGAGCUUCAACACAGAAUGGGUAGAACCUAAAGACUACACGUUACAAAGGGACAUUGAAGCUGCUGACCGCUACCUGCAGUUUACUUUAGGGUGGUUUGCUCACCCCAUCUUCAAAAAUGGCGAUUACCCAGAGGCCAUGAAGUGGCAAGUGGCCAACAAAAGUGCCUUACAGGGUCUCCCAACUUCAAGACUUCCAGUUUUUACAGAGGAAGAGAAGGCCUACAUCCAGGGCACAGCUGAUGUUUUCUCUAUUAACAUCUAUACCACCAAAAUAGUUCAGCAUAAAACACUCAGGUUGACCCCCGAAUCUUUUGAAAAUGAUAUCGACAUUGAAGCAUCGGUUAACAAUAACUGGCCAACAACAGCAGUUUCCAUACACAGGGCAGUAGCAUGGGGGACAAGGAGACUGCUUAACUGGGUGAAAGAAGAAUAUGGAGAUGUCGGAAUAUACAUCACUGAAAAUGGAGUCGCCACAAACAGUAACCCUGAUUAUGAUGACAAUGCUCGCAUAUUUUUCUACAAGACCUACAUCGAUGAGGCUUUAAAAGCUUACAGCUUGGACGGGGUGAAUCUUAAGGGCUACACAGCCUGGUCUUUGAUGGACGCAUUUGAAUGGAAUUCUGGGUACUCCGUGCGUUUUGGGCUACACCAUGUGGACUUCAAUAACCCCAACCGCCCAAGGACUGCAAAAAGAUCCGCAAUUUACUAUGCCGAGAUCAUUCGGAACAAUGGUAUCCCUCUGAAAGAAGAAGACAAGUUUCUAUAUGGAGAGUUUCGACCAGACUUUGCGUGGAGUGUGGCCUCAGCGUCCUAUCAGAUUGAAGGUGCCUGGAGGUCUGAUGGAAAAGGACUGAGUAUCUGGGAUAAAUUCACACAUCUCCCACUCAGGAUUAACAACGAUGACAAUGGAGAUGUAGCCUGCGAUAGCUACAACCGACUUGAUCAAGAUAUGGAGAGUCUUAAAAAUCUCAAAGUCACACAUUAUCGCUUCUCGAUCUCCUGGACACGGAUCCUCCCAGAUGGAACACGGAACUUCGUAAAUGAACCAGGAUUUGAUUACUACACCCGUCUGGUGGAUGGCCUUUUGGCUGCCAAUAUUACACCACAGGUGACACUAUAUCACUGGGACUUACCACAAGCUCUACAAGAUGUGGGAGGUUGGGAGAACGAGACAAUAGUUGCAAGAUUUAGGGAUUAUGCUGAUUUGCUCUUCCAGAGAUUGGGAGACAAAGUGAAGUUCUGGAUCACGCUGAAUGAACCGUACGUUAUUUCUAAUCUGGGGCACGGUUAUGGCACAGCGGCACCAGGAAUCACUUCAAGGCCUGGCCGCGCACCAUACGUUGUUGGACAUAACCUCAUCAAGGCUCAUGCGGAGGCCUGGCACCUCUACAACACUACUUACAGGCCAAAGCAAGGAGGCGUUAUUUCUAUAACCAUCAGCUCUGAUUGGGCUGAACCAAGAAACCCGUACAAGCAAGAGGAUGUGGAGGCAGCGCGCAGAUACAUGGCGUUUUAUGGAGGAUGGUUUGCACACCCAAUUUACAACAAUGGCGACUACAACGAGAUAAUUAAAUCACGAGUGUUAGAAAGGAGCUUAGCGCAAGGCCUGACACAGUCUAGGCUUCCUGAAUUCACGGAGGAAGAGAAAAAAAGAAUUAAAGGAACAUACGACUUCUUUGGCUUCAAUCACUACACCACUGUGUUGACUUCUCCUAUCAAUUUUGCCCAAAGCACGCAGUCAUAUGAUGCAGACAGGGGAGUGACAACUAUGACUGACCGCAGCUGGCUUGGCUCCGGUUCUAUUUGGCUCAAAGUGACUCCUUUUGGCUUCCGGAGGAUUUUGAAUUGGAUAAAGGAACAAUACAACAACCCCCCUAUUUAUGUGACGGAGAAUGGAAUUUCUGAACGCGAGACAGACCUAAAUGACAAAUGGCGGAAUCACUACUUCAAGCACUACAUCAACGAGGCUCUGAAAGCGGUUAAGCAUGAUGGUGUGGACAUCCGUGGUUAUACUGCAUGGUGCCUUAUGGAUAAUUUUGAGUGGUCAACAGGUUUCUCAGAAAGGUUUGGUUUGUAUUACACCAAUUACAGUGACCCAAAUCUGACGCGCAUCCCAAAGGAGUCCAUCAAGUAUUACAGAAAUCUCAUCCAGUGCAAUGGAUUCCCAGACCCGGACAGCAAUCAUCCAUGUCUAGGGCUGGAUCAGGAACCUACAGCCACAACACGUAGGCCAGAUCUGACCACUGAGACCACUAAGACCCCUGAGACCCCCGACACUCCAAAAUCCACCAGCGUCAGUUUCCUGGGACUGGACAUCUCUACAGAGGACGCCAUGAUUGCGCUGUACGUGGAGUUUGCCCUUGUACUCGCCUCCGUCAUCGGCAUUAUUGUGUUUAUAGUGAUGUACAGCAAGCUGAAGAAGAAGUUAAAGAUAGCUGAAUUAUUUUAGGAUGCAGAUACCGGCAAUGCAUUGAAAUGAAUGUUUGCUUAAUUGUUUCUGUACAUUGUAAAAACUGCCUGAAUGGAACCAAUUAUGUAAUAAAUUAAGAGAGUUCAUUUUGUACAA
Rana temporaria (common frog) is the source of this 5805-nucleotide messenger RNA. RefSeq names its product lactase-phlorizin hydrolase-like. The transcript has 17 exons. NCBI's taxonomy places the organism in Eukaryota, Metazoa, Chordata, Amphibia, Anura, Ranidae. Gene Ontology annotation, biological process: carbohydrate metabolic process. Bases 4 to 5688 code for a protein of 1894 amino acids. Gene Ontology annotation, molecular function: lactase activity. The record is from RefSeq and is a predicted model, not a curated record.